CUCACACGACUAGCAUGCUUUCCUUUUAUCCCACACGCAUCUCUCACUGCAACUCAUCUGCCAAUCUGCCUGCUGUGUUUUGCAGGAUGCUGAAGUCACAGAUGGAGAUCUUGCCGGCUUAGCAAAUCUGUACUGGAUGGAUUGUAAACUUUAAAGAUGAUAACAGGUCAUUUAUACAUAUAAAAUAGUGUCAUGACGAAGAGUUUAAACUGUUUUCUUCUAUUGAUUACAAUCUCCUAAUCAGCGUAUUCAAUGUCUUACGUGGAACUUUUCUACACUGAACAUCUACAUGCUUUUGGAAGGAAAAGUAUGUUUGGAAGGAAUGGGUGAUGAAUGCAUGGAGAAGAAGAUUUAGUGGAGAAUUAUGAUUGCCUCAGAGUUUCCUCUUCUAUAUAAUUAGGAGAAUACAAACUCCUCAAAGAUGUCUGUGCCAACGACUCCUCUGUAUACAAAUGGCACCAGGUUCAGUACAGAGACACCAAAGUCACCGUCUACUUCAAAUGCAUUUCUGUUUUGUCUUACACUAACACUGACGCUGAUUGUCUUAGUGAGCACUGUUUAUUCUCUGGUGUCCUUGAUAAGGAUAAAGAAUAGGUCUGCGCUCUCUGUGCUUGUGGCUUCCUUGUCUGUGGAUGACCUACUGACUGUAGUACCUGUGUCUAUCUUCAUGCUAAAACAAUGGACUGGUGAUCCGCUCUCCCAGCCCUUGUGCACUGCUGCAGCUUUCCUCUACCUGUUCCAUGGAGUAUCCAGCAAUUUAAAAGCAUCUGUAAUUAUUUCUUAUAACUUCUGCACAUCGACCAAACUAUCAAACUAUCAAACUACAAAACUGGCACCGAAAAUGCCAUGGACCAUUUUAAGCACAUGGGUUGUUAGUUUGUCUAUAAGCGCGCUGCCUUUUUUUGGCUGGGGUGCAUUCAAUGCCACCACUUGGGGAUGCCUUGUAGACUGCACCGGCUCUUAUGUGCUGUUUUUAUUUGCUCUGUAUUCUGUCAGCUUCUGUGUUCUGACUGUCUUCUCCGUCCCCUUAACUCACCAGUUGCUUUGCUCGGAUAGCCAGGAACAAGUACUUUAUCUGAAUUACAGAGACAUUGCUAAGGGUUCUCUAACCCCCAAUACACCUCUGGGCAGCACCGCCUCGUCUGUGCCUCCUGAUAAUCCUGCUGGAAAAACCUUGAAGAAUUUCAAUGAGAAUUGUGUGAGCUCAGAGGCUGUGUACAAGAGGAGCCUGGGUGAUGAUCAGCACUGCUCUAGCAGCAUGGGAGGUAGCAGGAGCAUGACAGUGCUGUAUGCACAGAAGCGAUUUUCCCUCAUUCUUGCUUUGAUUAAAGUCAUUCUGUGGCUUCCAAUUAUGAUACAACUGGUUGUCCAACACAUUGUUGGCUUCCAGAACCUUUCCUUUGAAACAUUAAGUUUCCUUCUGACUUUGCUAGCUGCUACCACCAGUCCGCUGUUCCUUCUGUCUGAGCACUGGAUUCACCUGCCAUGCGGCUGCAUCAUUAACUGCAAGAGGAAUAAACACCCGAUGUCAUCAGAAGAUUUCCAAGUUAAAAAAGGAGGAUUUGAUUUCAAUUUGUCUUUCAAUAAAGGCUACGGGAUUUAUAAGAUAUCCCAGGAAAACCAUGCCACGGGAGAAAACUCUAUUUCCUACCAUAAUUUGAUUAAUUAUGAAUGUGACAGCACAAAUGACCCUCGCUGUGACAGAAUCCUCAAUUCAGCUGUACUAGAUUUCAGCACUAUAAGUCUGCAGGAUAGUUCCAUGUUGAAAGACGUCAGCAAGAUCAGAACCCUCAACACAGAGAUAAAACCUGACCCAGGAAAGGAUAAGGCAAUUGGACGUCUACUUUCGGAGAAAAUCGGAGUGUUUAAAAGAGACGAUAUUAGAAAUUUUGAUAAUUCUGCGUUUUAUGAAGGCCAGGAACGAAGACUCUCUCAUGAAGAAAAUCGCAAGCCGGAACUUACAGACUGGGAGUGGUGCAGAAGUAAAUCUGAACGGACACCUCGACAGCGCUCUGGUGGAGCAUUGGCAUUACCGCUGUGUGCUUUCCAAGGCACAGUGUCACUCCAUGCACCCACAGGAAAAACUCUUUCCUUAUCUACUUAUGAAGUGAGCAGCGAAGGGCAAAAGAUUACACCUACAUCUAAGAAGAUUGAAGUGUACCGGUCAAAAAGUGUAGGCCAUGAGCCCAGCAAGGAAGACUCUCCCACCCAAUUUCCAGACACCAAUGUCAGGAUUCACCUAGAAGUUCUGGAGAUUUGUGAUAAUGAAGAAGCCAUGGACACUGUAUCAAUCAUCAGCAAUAUAAGUCAGUCUUCUACUCAAGCUCGUUCUCCUUCACUGCGCUACUCACGCAAGGAGAACCGAUUUGUCUCUUGUGACCUGGGAGAAACUGCUUCCUACUCACUCUUCAUUCCAACCAGUAACCCAGACAGUGAUAUUAAUAUUUCCAUUCCAGACACUGUGGAGGCUCACCGUCAAAACAGUAAACGGCAACAUAUGGCUAGAGACAGCUAUCAAGAGGAAAUACAGUUGUUGAACAAAGUGUACAGGAAAAGGGAGGGGGACGGGGACAGUUAAAAUGAUAAAACUUACUCUGAAUGUGAACAUUGCUGUAGUUCUGAAAACAAAUGAUUUAUCCACAUCAAUCUGUCCAGGUGAAGGAACAGCUGAAAGUCUUGCUGAUUGCUUUGUGUAAGCUUUGUACUUACUGUAUUUUUCAUUAUCCUGCAGUACAAAAAAAGUUUUGACGUGAUCUUACAACUCUGGUUAUCUCUAGCUAUAUAUAACUAUUUAGAGGGUAGCAUCAUGGUAUAUCUUACCAUGAAUGGAGCAAUAGAGUAUCAUACAUAACUCACUCUGCUGCAUGUAAAUCUAGUUAAAAAAAAAGUGCAACAAUAGCGCACAAAUGAUAAACACUGUGAUAAUAGAAAAAAACACACAACAAAUGAUAUAUUUGUCUGUAGCACUGUAAGCAUAUUGUUUAACCAUCAUUUUUUAGACAACAUAUACACUCCAUGGAAAAAUGUAAUCUGAUCUAGUAUAUGACAAUUCAUUUUUUAACCCAUUUAGCAUCUUUUUUAUACUUGCACACUCCAAUUUAAUAUUUCUACAUUGACAUAUAGCAAAAUACAGUACUCAAGCUAGAACAGUUACCACUGGUAUUACAAAAAUCACGCUUUUACUAGAAUUUUCAUGUCAUAUAAAGGAUGUAAACGUAAAUAGGAUGGGUACAGUAUCUAUUGGUUCCAAAAUCCUCAUUCAUGAGAAGACUGCCUUUGCUAUUCAAUCACAUACUCCAUUGGCACUCUCAUCUGAAGGCACAGGUUAUGCACUGUGAGUCAAAUACAGUAAUGACUGACAGGUGGUGGCAUAGGCACUGAGUAACUGCUCUUACACACUUCACCCAGGUACCAGGUAAACAUGAUGUUUUUAGUACCGACAAGAAAAGUUCACAAGGAUUCUGGUCAUGUUUGUGCCUUCAUUAUCAUCUUUAGUAAUUUCAAAGUACAAAUAAGAAAUGACUGCAUACAACAAGCUUUAGAUAUCCAAUAGAUAACAUAGAUUUGCAUAUAUGUAUAUAAUCCUAUAUUCUAUGGAUUAAAACACAGGGACUGGCUCAAGUAAGUACAGCUCAGAGAACCAUAUUGUACAAUAAUUGCCAUUUUCCUUUCAAGUUUCAUACUGGUUUGUUAUAUGAGGACUGAUUGGAAAGUAAUGAGACUGCCUCUACUUUCUGUGCCAUAGGUAGAAGAUGCAAUACUAUGGGUACUAAGCAGUGAUAAAAGUAGUGAAGUGAGCAUGUGACGAAGUUGCCCAAUGCAACCAAUCAGCAUUGACGUAACAUUUAUAAUUUGCAUGCUAUAAAAGUAUACAGAGCAGCGGAUUGGUUGCCAUGGGCAACUUCUCCACUGGCUCAGUUCUCCACUUGUAUCAUUGCUUAGUACAUCUCCCUCUAUGCUGGUUAUUGUGAAGCUUAUACAUCAAUGUGUCUGAACCUGCGGUUGGACUACCGCAGUCUUCUUUGUUUGGUCACAACGAGUGGAAGAUCUUCGUACGCUUCGUCCAUGGCAGAUGAGUCUGUGAGAUUACGUCAGAGAUGUGUCAAAAUUUUGUGUUAAACAUGUAAAGAGCGGAAAUUAAAUGAAAUGAGAUGCCAAGUGAAGCCAAAAGUUUGCGUAAAGUUACGCUUCAGUCAUUUUGCUACAUCUCUGCAGCUUGGCAAUGUUGUCAUCUGUAAACUGUAGUGGAUGGCCUUGCAAAAUGCGCUUCAUCAGUCAUUUGUGUAUUACCCUCUUGGAAGUGCUUCCACCACCGAAAUACUGCAGCAUGGCUAAUAGUUUCUCCACACUAUGCUUACCGUAACAUUUCAUGAGUUUCAUUUGACUUUUUCCAACUUUAACACAAAAUUAAAUCACACAUUUCUGAAGUAAUCUCAGACACAUCUUCUUCACCUGCCAUGAUGAAAC
Molecule: messenger RNA, 4467 nt
Organism: Pseudophryne corroboree (corroboree frog)
Lineage: Eukaryota; Metazoa; Chordata; Amphibia; Anura; Myobatrachidae
Gene: GPR149
Product: G protein-coupled receptor 149
Exons: 4
Coding region: 422-2578 (718 amino acids)
Biological process (GO): neuropeptide signaling pathway
Cellular component (GO): neuron projection; plasma membrane
Molecular function (GO): neuropeptide binding; G protein-coupled receptor activity
Source: RefSeq, a predicted model, not a curated record